CUCGCACUAACAUGCGCACUGACAUAAUCACAAUCGAUGGACGCCUGAAGUGUGGGAGAAGGAAAUUUUGUUCGGCUGCAAUUUUACGCGCAUUUAUUGAGAUAUUUUCACUUUAUUAGGUACUUGAGGUGACAUUUGGCACUACCCGACCUGUACAUGGUGACAACAGUUUUGGAAAGUUACGUCGUCAGUUGAUAACAUACGUACAGAAGUCGUAGCGGGAAUUGUCCGGUAGGUGGCGAUAUGAUCGUUUAGUUUACAUGUAACACGUGCGCCAUGUAAACAAAUGUUGUAUUUUAGUGUUGUGUAUUCAGUGAAACUGCUACUUAUCAAACCAUGAGUGUUGAAGUAAAAACGCCAACUAGAACACAGUUUGAGCAUGCUGAGUUUCAGUGCGGCGAGAAAACUAAUUCAGAAUUGGACUUUGUUUCGGAGGGUCAAGAACAAGGUGGCAAAUAUGAUAAUAAGAGAGAGCAAGAUAGCCAGUCCAGACCCCAAUACAUUGGAUAUCGCAAGAGAAAGCCCAGUUAUGCUAGCAGGAAUGAUUUAGCUAUUCAGCAUGGAGGACAUCGCAAGAAAAGGUUCCGCUCAGAAAGUAACAUAGUGCUUCCAACAAAGUUUUUACUGGGAGGGAAUAUCAAUGACCCAUUGAACUUAAAUAGUCUGAAUGAUGAGAGGAUAGAUAAACUUCUUAAUCAAAAAACGCCACAAUCUUCACCACUUCCAACUCCCAACCACAGGAAAGACAUAGAAGUAACAAUCCCAAUUAACAUUAACGACCCUCUAAAUUUAGACAGCAAUGAGGAUUCCUUAUCUAGUAAGAAAAAGAAAAGAAACAAGCACAAAAGAAAAAGCGAGGACACAUCUCUAAACCCAACACCACAGAAGGAAUCGGAAAAAAGAAGAGGUCUUAUGGAAGCUCUUAAGAUAGAAAUUGAUGAAACAUUUCCCACAGUGUCCACCCAACAAGAUGACUCUCCACAGAACGAAUCUUGCAAAUUGAAGUUCAAAAAACCAGAUACAAUUGUAUCCCCUGUGAUACCUCAGAUUUCUCCACGUAAUCGACGUUUUCGUCGAAGGACAUUGAGUAUGAGUGAUGCAAGGCCAGACCAUCAGCCGUCCCAAAGUGUGUCAAGGUCAAUCCUAAGGACUUCCUUAAGUCCACCCAGACAUUCGGAUAUUGAGGACAUUUUACCAUUAAAAAAGCAUAGGAAACAACAAAAUCAGAAACAUGAAAAAGCUCAUAAGAAAAAUCGCAGAAAUACAAAAUUUAUUUACGGAAAUUACAACAGAUAUUAUGGAUAUCGAAAUCCUGAAACUGAAGAAGACCAUAGACUUGGAUGCAUGAGACAGGAAUGGUUUGAGGGAAAAGAUGUGUUAGACAUAGGAUGUAAUGUAGGGCAUAUUACGUUGACAAUUGGUCAGAGAUUUUAUCCACGAAAGGCGGUAGGAAUAGACAUAGAUCACACUCUCAUUGCUGCUGCCAGGAAAAAUAUCCGGAACUACAUGUCCAAUAAAUCCACUGAUGUUCAGAAGUACCCAGUAUCCAAUCCAGUGAAUUAUGGUCCUAUAUCCGCCCCAGCUGUGUCCAACAAUUCACAGAGUCCAGCAUUCCCUGCAAAUGUGGCAUUUAUGCAGGAAAACUAUGUUUUGGAGAGUGAUGAGCUAGUGGAUUUGCAGCACGAGGAAUACGAUGUCAUUAUGGCUCUCAGCCUGACAAAAUGGAUUCAUCUGAAUUUUGGAGACAAUGGAUUGAAGCGCUUUUUUAGACGAAUCUUCAAGCACCUGCGUCCAGGAGGCAGACUAAUACUGGAGCCACAGCCCUGGUCUUCCUACAAAAAGAAAAAGAAAGUUUCUGAGGAUAUUCACAAGACAUUUCAAGGCAUCCAGAUGAAGCCCGCCCAGUUCUCUGAUUACCUUUUGUCGAGGGAAGUUGGAUUCACAACUUGUGAAGUCAUUGACAUCCCUUACAACAAAUCUAAAGGUUUCCGACGACCAAUCCAGAUGUACAGAAAACAAGAAACUGCUCACAGCAGCCCCAAACCAGAGCAGCCAACACACACAGCAACCAUGCAGACACAAAGUAGUCCCAGCCAGGAAACCUGCCAACCCAACACAGCUACUCCUGAUGGAGAGGACCAGACCCAUGCAGAUAAAAGUCACCACCAGGAAUCCAUGAACCAAACCAUGGAAAUAAACACCCAAUCAGAAAACAGCUUCCAUCCAGAGCACGGCACUGUGCCAUCCAAUGCAACCAAACCAGAUACUGCUGAGACUGAGAAAAAUUGAGAACGUUGAAAGUUAUGCGAAAUCUGAUAGAGAGGAAAUUGUGUAACAGUUAGUGCUUGUUCUGAAACAAAAUUAUGUACAUCAAUGGUGUUUUGUGCAAUACAGCUUAGUUUUGUAAGUCAGGGAGUUCAAAGUGACUUGAAAGGAUAGAUGAGAUAAUUUGUUCUUUUGAUACUGAAGAUUUAUGAAAAAUUAUGACUCUACAUGUUACGUGGCAACUAAAGACAAAAUCCUGUUCAUGAAAAGAAUGUGACUAUUGGAAUGUGUAAGACAUUUGCAUGUCAUAAUUCAUUUUGUUCUAUUUACUGUAUCGAAUACAUUUUGCUAUAAAUAUGAAAUGCAGGAAAACUAC
Molecule: messenger RNA, 2641 nt
Organism: Magallana angulata
Lineage: Eukaryota; Metazoa; Mollusca; Bivalvia; Ostreida; Ostreidae
Product: 7SK snRNA methylphosphate capping enzyme-like
Exons: 4
Coding region: 337-2289 (650 amino acids)
Biological process (GO): snRNA modification
Molecular function (GO): snRNA binding; RNA methyltransferase activity; O-methyltransferase activity
Source: RefSeq, a predicted model, not a curated record